Messenger RNA from Neocloeon triangulifer, 2084 nucleotides. It is a transcript of the gene 5-HT2A, whose product is annotated as D(2) dopamine receptor. Gene Ontology annotation, biological process: chemical synaptic transmission; serotonin receptor signaling pathway; G protein-coupled receptor signaling pathway, coupled to cyclic nucleotide second messenger. Gene Ontology annotation, molecular function: serotonin binding; neurotransmitter receptor activity; G protein-coupled serotonin receptor activity. Gene Ontology annotation, cellular component: dendrite; membrane. The transcript is spliced from 6 exons. The record is from RefSeq and is a predicted model, not a curated record. Lineage: Eukaryota; Metazoa; Arthropoda; Insecta; Ephemeroptera; Baetidae. Bases 46 to 1383 code for a protein of 445 amino acids.
CCGGCUGCAGGUGGAGGAAGGAAGGUGACAGUCGGAGGAGAUGCCAUGGAGGGCCUGAACGCCUCCGCCGAGUGUCCGUGCGAGCGGCCCUUCUGCCCGCCGCAGCACCUCCACUGCAGACACCUGCUGCACCUCUGCACGGCGGCCUUCAACUGCCCCAACGACACGCAGCACGUCCUCGCCAGCCCUACCGUGGCCGCCGAUAGACCCAACUGGUACUUUCUGGCGUUCGCGGUGACCCUGAUGGCGACCGGGGCUGUGGGCAAUGUGCUGGUGUGUCUGGCCGUGUGUCUCGACAGAGCGCUGCAGAAUUCGACCAACUACUUUCUGCUGUCGCUGGCCGUCGCCGACCUGAUCGUCUCCCUGUGCGUGAUGCCCCUCGGAGCCAUUCCCGGAUUCUUAGGGUACUGGCCGCUGGGGGUGGCGUGGUGCAGCGUCUAUGUGACGAGCGACGUCCUCGCCUGUUCGGCCUCCAUCCUGCACAUGUGCGUCAUCAGUCUGGGCCGCUACCUCGGGAUUCGCAGCCCUCUCAGGGCCAGACACCGAAAGUCCAAGCGCUACCUUGCCAAAAAGGUGGCGUGUGUGUGGCUGGUGGCCGCACUGAUCUCGAGUUCGAUCACCGUUCUGGGAGCGCAGGACGCGACCAACAUCAUGCCGGACGCGGGCACCUGCGCCAUCAACAACAAGGCCUUCUCGCUGUUCGGCUCGAUCGCCGCCUUCUACGCACCCAUGGUCCUCAUGGUGGGCAGUUACGCGGCCACGCUGCACCUGCUGAGGCGCAAGGCGCGCUUCGGGGCCGCCGCGCGAGCCCAGCGCCUGCUACAGCAGGGCCGGCUCCAGGGGCAGGCCCCCGGGACCCCCGCCGCCCCCAACGGUGGCCUCCGACACGCAGCCAGGCAGCAGACGGUCAAUGGGGGCCGCGAAACCAGGAGUCUGAGGAUUCGCACGCCCAUUCUGCCCUCGCAAUUAAGACUGUCUGAGCACAAAGCGUCGACCGUGCUGGGUCUUGUGUUCGCCUCGUUCGUGCUCUGCUGGGCGCCAUUUUUCGUCCUCAACGUGUUGGAGGCCGCGUGUCCGACGUGCGCCUCCCCGAGUCCGGCUCUGCCCACCUUUUGUCUUUGGCUCGGCUACUUCUCCUCGUGCAUCAACCCAAUCAUCUACACCGUAUUCAACAGGUCGUUCCGCGCCGCUCUCUUGCGUCUCCUGCGGUGCCGCGGCGCACCCCCGCCAGCAGCCAGUUUUUCUUCCAGAUUCCGUUCUGUGACCGAGUGCAGGACGAUCGCGGGCGCCAGUUCCCUUUCUGGGCCGCCUUCAGGGGAAGUGCGGCUGCACCCGGUGCGGACGGCCUCCAGCUACCCUGCCACCUUCGACAUUCUGCCCUGAAAGGCCCUUCUUUGCAUUUGAGCUCUACAACGAAUCAAACGACUCGGCUGGUUUCAAGAGACUCUCCUGACAGUGGACGGGAACCGUGUUUUUGCGGCAGAUUCCAACCGAGCAAAAACGGCAGAGAGCUUUUUGUUUGUAAAUCACACGAAAGUAGUGCGUUUUCGAAACCGCGGACUUGCAGCAAAUGUGUGUCAUGUUAAUUUAUUAUUUUUUCUCUCUCUCGAUUAAAUGCGGUUCGAAUCGCCAAGAUAAACCGACGGCGAGUUGGCACGCGAAAGUAAUAAACCACUUGUCGUAGUAAACCUUGUCGGCAACGACAUCUGGCUUCAACUCGCUGGUUGCGCAGGUACCCGCCAGAGGACUUUUCCAGCCUGGGAAAGCCAAGACACGGUGGGAGAAAGAAAAGCCCAACUUGAAUUUAUACAUAUAACGCUUGCGUGUUUGCUUGUUAAUCUUGUAAUUCUCCGUGUGAAAAUGGACAUAAGUGUUAGUUGUGCUGUUAAGGAGAUUUGUUGUCUUCCUGAACAUAAGCGUGUACAUAAAAUAUUAUUUGCGAGCUUCCAAGUCCACUCUUACAAUUAAAUUAGAAUUUCUCCGUUCAAGUUUUAAAAAAAGCGCAACUAAAAAUUGUUAUACUUGAUUCCAGAAAGUUAAGUGCAUUUACUUCAUGAACUGAUCCUUUCAAUAAAAUAAAUAAU